AUGGCGCAUGUAUCCACAGCCUCGAAUGGGGCUCAUGGCAAGCCUACCACCUGGCACGGGGCUGGCGCUGCCGAGUUUGAUUUGCGGAGCGACACAAUGACGAAGCCAACCCCCUCGAUGCUCGAAGCCAUCUGCCAAACUACCCUCCUGGAUGAUGUCUUCAACGAAGACCCCGUAACCAUCGAUCUACAGUCAUACGUGGCGAAGCGAACGAAUCAUGAGGACGCCUUGUUGGUGAUGUCAGGAACAAUGGGUAACCAGGUUGCCAUCCGAACCCAUCUGGUGCAACCUCCCUACUCGGUGAUCUGCGACCAACGCUCGCACAUUGUCAACUACGAAGCGGGCGGCGUCAGCUCAUUGACGGGCGCCAUGGUCCAGCCAAUCACUCCCAAGAAUGGCGCCUACCUGACCCUCGAAGAUAUUCAAAAACAUGCCGUGCUUGACGACGACAUCCAUCACUGUCCCACGAAGCUUAUCAGCCUGGAGAACACACUGGACGGCAUGAUUAUGCCCCUCGAUGAGGUGCGUCGGAUUACGAACUGGGCGCAUGCACACGACAUCAAGGUGCAUCUGGACGGGGCCAGGCUAUGGGAAGCUGUCGUGUCAGGGGCUGGGAGCUUGCCAGAAUACGCGGGUCUCUUUGACAGCGUUAGCCUGUGCUUCUCAAAAGGACUUGGGGCUCCUAUUGGUAGCAUUAUCGUAGGAUCCAAGGAAUUUAUCAAGAAAGCCCGAUGGUUCCGCAAGUCUAUUGGCGGAGGAGUCCGACAGGCCGGGGUCAUCGCUGCGGCCGCCCGAGUGGCUGUGGAGGAGACCUUUGGACCCGAUCCUAACGGGCGCGAAGGGAAGCUCCAAACCACGCACGUCAACGCCAAACGAGUCGCCGAGAUGUGGACCAGCCGGGGAGGCAAGCUAUCGCUUCCGGUCGAGACUAACAUGGUAUGGUUAGACCUCGAGUCCUCCGGAUUGGGACCCAAUGAUCUAGCAGAUAUCGGAACAGAGAAGGGGUUGAAAUUGCUAGGGGGUCGGAUUGUGGUUCACUACCAGGUGUCCGAGGAGGCGAUCUCGCGGCUGGGACAAGCAUUUGAUGCCGCGAUGAGUGGGCAGUUCCAGCGUAGCACCGACCAGAGUAAGCCAUAUGGAAGUAAAUAA
Aspergillus steynii IBT 23096 is the source of this 1149-nucleotide messenger RNA. Its product is annotated as threonine aldolase GLY1. Lineage: Eukaryota; Fungi; Ascomycota; Eurotiomycetes; Eurotiales; Aspergillaceae. Gene Ontology annotation, cellular component: cytosol. The record is from RefSeq and is a predicted model, not a curated record. The coding region runs from base 1 to 1149 and encodes 382 amino acids. Gene Ontology annotation, biological process: L-threonine catabolic process; glycine biosynthetic process. The transcript has 3 exons. Gene Ontology annotation, molecular function: L-allo-threonine aldolase activity.